Neogale vison (American mink) is the source of this 1823-nucleotide messenger RNA. RefSeq names its product frizzled class receptor 2 (gene FZD2). Gene Ontology annotation, biological process: non-canonical Wnt signaling pathway; canonical Wnt signaling pathway. Gene Ontology annotation, cellular component: plasma membrane. Bases 53 to 1753 code for a protein of 566 amino acids. The transcript has a single exon. Gene Ontology annotation, molecular function: Wnt-protein binding; Wnt receptor activity. The record is from RefSeq and is a predicted model, not a curated record. NCBI's taxonomy places the organism in Eukaryota, Metazoa, Chordata, Mammalia, Carnivora, Mustelidae.
UGGGGCGGGGGCGGGGGGGCGCCCGGGAGCCGAGUGGGGGGCGGCGGCCAGCAUGCGGCCCCGCAGCGCCCUGCCCCGCCUGCUGCUGCCGCUGCUGCUGCUGCCGGCCGCUGGGCCGGCCCAGUUCCACGGGGAGAAGGGCAUCUCCAUCCCAGACCACGGCUUCUGCCAACCCAUCUCCAUCCCGUUGUGCACGGACAUCGCCUACAACCAGACCAUCAUGCCCAACCUUCUGGGCCACACGAACCAGGAGGACGCGGGCCUGGAGGUGCACCAAUUCUACCCGUUGGUGAAGGUGCAGUGCUCCCCCGAACUGCGCUUCUUCUUGUGCUCCAUGUACGCGCCCGUGUGCACCGUGCUGGAGCAGGCCAUCCCGCCGUGCCGCUCCAUCUGCGAGCGCGCGCGCCAGGGCUGCGAGGCGCUCAUGAACAAGUUCGGCUUCCAGUGGCCCGAGCGCCUGCGCUGCGAGCACUUUCCGCGCCACGGCGCCGAGCAGAUCUGCGUGGGCCAGAACCACUCCGAGGACGGCACGCCGGCGCUGCUCACCACCGCGCCUCCGCCGGGCCUGCAGCCGGGGGCCGGGGGCACCCCGGGCGGCCCGGGCGGCGGCGGCGGCUCUCCCCCGCGCUACGCCACGCUGGAACACCCGUUCCACUGCCCGCGCGUUCUCAAGGUGCCGUCCUAUCUCAGCUACAAGUUCCUGGGCGAGCGCGACUGCGCGGCGCCUUGCGAGCCCGCGCGGCCCGACGGCUCCAUGUUCUUCUCGCAGGAGGAGACGCGCUUUGCGCGCCUCUGGAUCCUCACCUGGUCCGUGCUGUGCUGCGCCUCCACCUUCUUCACCGUCACCACCUACCUGGUGGACAUGCAGCGUUUCCGAUACCCGGAGCGGCCCAUCAUCUUUCUGUCGGGCUGCUACACUAUGGUUUCGGUGGCCUACAUCGCGGGCUUCGUGCUCCAGGAGCGCGUCGUGUGCAACGAGCGCUUUUCCGAGGACGGCUACCGCACGGUCGUGCAGGGCACCAAGAAGGAGGGCUGCACCAUUCUCUUCAUGAUGCUCUACUUCUUCAGCAUGGCCAGUUCCAUCUGGUGGGUCAUCCUCUCGCUCACUUGGUUCCUGGCGGCGGGCAUGAAGUGGGGCCACGAGGCCAUCGAGGCCAACUCGCAGUACUUCCACCUGGCCGCGUGGGCCGUGCCGGCGGUCAAGACCAUCACGAUCCUGGCCAUGGGCCAGAUUGACGGCGACCUGCUGAGCGGCGUGUGCUUCGUGGGCCUCAAUAGCCUGGACCCGCUGCGGGGCUUCGUGCUGGCGCCGCUCUUCGUGUACCUGUUCAUCGGCACGUCCUUCCUCCUGGCCGGCUUCGUGUCCCUUUUUCGCAUCCGCACCAUCAUGAAGCACGACGGCACCAAGACGGAGAAGCUGGAGCGGCUGAUGGUGCGCAUCGGCGUCUUCUCGGUGCUCUACACCGUGCCCGCCACCAUCGUCAUCGCCUGCUACUUCUACGAGCAGGCCUUUCGGGAGCACUGGGAGCGCUCGUGGGUGAGCCAGCACUGCAAGAGCCUGGCCAUCCCGUGCCCGGCGCACUACACGCCGCGCAUGUCGCCCGACUUCACCGUCUACAUGAUCAAAUACCUCAUGACGCUCAUCGUGGGCAUCACGUCGGGCUUUUGGAUCUGGUCCGGCAAGACGUUGCACUCGUGGAGAAAGUUCUACACCCGGCUCACCAACAGCCGGCACGGCGAGACCACCGUGUGAGGGGCUGCCCCAGCGGCCGCGUCCCCAGGCGGGCCUCUCCCCCCCACCCCGCCCGCGCGCCCGCACGGGG